Fusarium proliferatum ET1 is the source of this 921-nucleotide messenger RNA. RefSeq lists its product as uncharacterized. Gene Ontology annotation, molecular function: nucleic acid binding; RNA-DNA hybrid ribonuclease activity. The transcript has a single exon. NCBI's taxonomy places the organism in Eukaryota, Fungi, Ascomycota, Sordariomycetes, Hypocreales, Nectriaceae. Bases 1 to 921 code for a protein of 306 amino acids. The record is from RefSeq and is a predicted model, not a curated record.
AUGCCUGAGCUACUAGAAGAGGAUCUGCAGCCUCUCUUUAAUUUUACAGAGGAUUAUUUCUCGGACAACACAGCAGAUAAGGAUGCUUCGUCCCGCGACUCAGCCAAAUACUGGAAAAAGCAAGAGAAAUUAACGACUGCUGCGAAGAAAGAAAUGGAAAAAGAAAUAAUGGAAGACAUGGAAGAGAAACGACGAGCCAAAAGGCCCCUGAAAAAGUCUUUCAAGAGAGAUUGCGAACGAUUCAGAAAGAAAGAGAGGCAGGGUCGACAGGAAGCCACCGUGCCCCCCUUUGCAGAGAUCGAUACUGAAAGAUUUGCAGGUUCAUCUGUGUCACUCAAGUCAAGAUGCCAAGCGCAUCAUCUAGCUACUGACGCGUGGCAAGAUAAAAGCCUUGAUGUUUUGAUUUUGUGGACCGAUGGAUCAGUCAAUAUGUUCGAUGGUGGUGCUGCAGCUGUCUUGAUGGAUCAGUCUUUGGGGUGGGAACAGGCUGUCUUGAAGGAAAUAGGCUGGCAAGUGAAAGGACACCACGGCCGUAAGGGAGAUGUCGAACUCAUAGCCAUCGUGGGGGCCCUUGAAGCAGCCAUAUCCAUUGUUUCGCAGCAAUCAAAAUCUCAUAUACGCAGAGUUGCCAUAUUCUCUGACUCGAGAGAUGAGGCUAUUCCGCGGUGUUCAGAAAUUCGGCACUUUCCAACACCACCUCUCGACUCCUUAGUUCGACAACGAUCUCAUGAAUUGGCGCAAUUAGGAGUAGCUUUAUCUCUCAUUUGGUUUCCGGGCCAUAGUGGUAUUGAGGGAAACUACCGAGCCCAUAAUAUCGCUCACCGUAUGGCGAAGCUCGAUCCCCAGGACUUGUGCCAAAGCAUCGUGUCUAUAUCUCGAUCUAUGGAUGAUGUUGUGGAUUUUGGGUUUCACCAUGAGUAA